Messenger RNA from Elaeis guineensis (African oil palm), 1536 nucleotides. RefSeq names its product polyamine oxidase 1. The record is from RefSeq and is a predicted model, not a curated record. Gene Ontology annotation, molecular function: oxidoreductase activity. Lineage: Eukaryota; Viridiplantae; Streptophyta; Magnoliopsida; Arecales; Arecaceae. Gene Ontology annotation, biological process: polyamine catabolic process.
AUGGAGCUGGAUGAUACUGCUGUGGCUGCUGCUGCAUCUGCUGCUGCUGUACCUGCUAUAGAAUCUGUUCCUGAUACAGUUGAAACUGAUGGAGCUACUGAACACGCCAUUGUUAUUGUGGCUCUGUUGCUCACUGCUCAUGUUAUCGGAGCCUCGGCCUCUCCAUCAGUUAUUAUCGUCGGCGCUGGCAUGUCCGGUAUCUCGGUGGCAAAAACCCUAUCGGAUGCCGGGAUAAAGGACAUACUCAUCUUCGAGGCCACAGACCACAUUGGUGGCCGCAUUCACAAGACUAAAUUCGCAGGGCUCAACGUGGAGAUGGGAGCCAACUGGGUAGAAGGGGUCAAUGGUGAUGAGAUGAAUCUAUGGGAAAUGGUUAACAAACUCUAACUUAAGACCUUCUACUCAGACUAGACUAACAUCUCCUCCAACACUUACAUGCAAGGUGGUGGGCUAUACAAAACCUCCGUAGUGCAGGAGGCCAUUGAUCUCUCUGAGAAAGUCGACGAAUCCGGAGAGACACUAUCCACGUCAUUACCUUCCAGCGGGCGGGAAGACAUCUCCGUCUUGGCAUUCCAACGCCUCAAGAACCACGUUCCUUCCUCACCUUUGAAGAUGGUAAUAGAUUACUACGUCUAUGACUACGAGUUUGCAGAGCCUCCGCGAGUGACAAGCCUGCAAAACAUUGUUCCUCUGCCCACAUUUGACAACUUUGGCGAAGACCUCUAUUUCGUGAGAGACCAAAGGGACUACGAGAGUGUGGUGCAUCAUGUGGCCAAGCAGUUCCUCAAGACUAACGACAAAGAUCCGCGGCGCCUGUUAAACAAAGUGGUAAGGCGCAUCCUUUAUUCGAUAGGAGGUAUAACUCUGAUUACAGAGGACGGCAUGAGUUAUAAAGCAGAAUAUGUGAUGGUUUCUGUUAGUAUUGGCGUUCUCCAAACAAAACUCAUUGAUUUCAAGCCAGUCUUACCUCAAUGGAAAAUCCUAGCCAUAUAUCAAUUUGAUAUGGCAGUUUAUACCAAAAUCUUCCUCAAGUUCCCUUACAAAUUUUGGCCUGAAGGGAAUGGGACAAAGUUCUUCCUUUACACCAAUGAAAGAAGGGGAUAUUAUCCAAUAUGGCAGCAAUUUGAAAAGCAAUAUCCAGGUGCCAAUGUCCUCAUGGGUACAGUAACAGAAGAUGAAGCUAGAAGAAUAGAACAACAGAAAGAUUAUGAGAUAAAGGCAGAAAUUAUGGAAGUUUUAAGAGAAAUGUUUGGUAAAAACAUACCAGAGGCAACUGACAUACUUGUUCCUAGAUGGUGGUCUAAUAGGUUUUACAAGGGCAGUUUCUCUAACUGGCCAAUUGGAGUCAAUCGAUAUGAGUACGAACAGAUUAAGGCACCUGUUGGAAGAGUUUACUUCACUGGGGAGCACACGAGCGAGCAUUACAAUGGCUAUGUCCAUGGUGCCUACCUUUCUGGCAUUGACUCUGCAAACAUAAUGCUUAAAUGUAUCAACAAUAAAAUGUGCAGGGUCCAAAUCAAAGCCAAGGAUGCAUAA